Molecule: messenger RNA, 747 nt
Organism: Hyaloperonospora brassicae
Lineage: Eukaryota; Oomycota; Peronosporomycetes; Peronosporales; Peronosporaceae
Source: the annotation of a GenBank genome assembly
AUGCCAUCGUCGCGGCGACAGCGGUCGCGCUCGCGGUCGGUCGGCCGGCGCGCGUCGCGCGGGAGCAGUCGCUGGCAGACGCGGCGGCGGUCGCGCUCUGCAUCGCAAGGAGAGGAACAACGUGAGCAGCAGCUGAAGCGGAUGUGCGCGCGCUCGCCGCCGCGUGUAGCGCGCAAUGAGGACAAGAAGACGCGCGACUUUUCGCACUUGGUCGCGUGGGGAAAGCGGGAAACAAAGGACUCGAACGACGGCGAAGAGGAAGAGGUUCAGGAGGUGGAGAAGCCGAACUUCGGCCUCACGGGCGCUCUGGCCAAGGACCAGACGACGGGAAACAUGCGCAAUGGUGUGGUCGUGAAGUUUUCCGAGCCGCCAGAAGCUCGACAGCCGACGAGACGCUACCGGCUGUACGUGUUCAAGGGCGACGAGAACAUUGCGACGCUGCACGUGCACCGCAAGAGUGCGUUCCUCAUUGGGCGUGACAAGGCUGUGGCAGACAUCCUGACUGAGCAUCCCUCGUGCUCGAAACAGCAUGCGGUGUUGCAGUACCGAAUGUACCAAAAACCGACAGAGGACGGUCUCGGGUACGAGCAGGACGUGCGGCCGUACAUCAUGGACCUCAAUAGCACCAACGCGACGUUCCUCAACGGCCGCGAGAUUGACGGCUCGAGGUACAUCGAGCUCAAGGAGAAGGACGUACUCAGGUUCGGCGAAAGCACGCGCGAGUACGUGCUCAUGUUGGCAGCGUAG